UCAAAAUAAAAGAUGGCGAUUUUGUGCUCCUGCUGCUGCUGGUGAGUGCAGUGAUUUGUUUUGAUCCGUAACCGUGCGAGUUUGUUCAUUUUUGCAUCCGUGACCGGUUCCGGGUCGUGAGGCACCACCGCAAACAUUGCUUUGAAGCAUGAACUAGCGCUUACCUGUUUGAGCCGCAGCAACAGCAAGCCGAAAAUGUCCCGCACCAAGUCACGGCUGCAGGCAGAAAUCUGUGGCGAUUGCGGCAGCUCAGAUCCCUCAUGGGCCUCGAUCAACCGGGGUAUUCUGCUAUGUGCCGACUGUUGUUCGAUCCACCGUAGUCUUGGCAGGCACAUUUCGCAAGUUAAGUCAUUGCGUCAAGGCACCUGGUCCCCAUCGGUUCUGGCCUUUGUGAAUCAGCUUAAUAGUCAUGGGGCAAACAGCGUAUGGGAGCACCUGCUACUGGAUUCCGUAGCUCCGAAGAAUCUGAAACGGAAACCGUCGCCAAAGGACCCCCUGCAUCCGACAAAGACCGAAUUUAUUAGGGCAAAGCAUGUCAAUUUGUCCUAUGUGUUGAAGCCCAGCCUGGAGGAUGCGGGGAGUGGUCCGAUUAAUUUAGAGGCUGAAUUGAGUAAACAACUGCACGCCAGUGUUAGAUCCGGCAAUCUGGAAACCAGUUUACGGUUUUUGGUUCAGGGAGCCGACCCAAACUUUUAUCAUGAAGACAAAGGUUCGACACCGCUGCACGUUGCAGCCCGUUCAGGUCAGCUUUCUCAAAUGGAACUACUAAUGGUUUAUGGAGCGGACGUUAACGCGCUGGAUUCGCAGGGAAAUACGCCAUUGGAUGUGGCGAAGGCUUGCAAGCAGACGGCGAUUGCCGAACGUUUGACGGAAGCCAUGUACGAAGUAACCGACCGGUUAAGUUAUUAUCUAACGGGAAAGAAACCGGAUCAUACGGCCGGCCAACAUUUGCUUAUUCCAGAUCAAUCGAAGAAAGAGAUCAGUGAUCAGCUGAAAAUUGCCCGUGGCAAGUUGCAAUUAGUUCCGAAUCGAAUGUUUGAAGAGCUGGUGAUGGAUCUUUACGAUGAGGUCGAUCGUCGAGAAACUGAAGCUAUUUGGUCUACUAGUUCGUUGAACCCGGAAAUUGGCGCUGUUCCUUUCUUGCCCACGAAUCCUCACCUGAGUGCAACAAGAAAUCAGGGACGGCAAAAGCUAGCUCGCUUCAGUCAACAGGAAUUUGCCGGAUUGAUCACUGACGUGCUGAUCGAUGCACGGCGUCGUCAGAAUAUGGCUAAUCUGCGCCCAGUCGAUGCUCCACUGCCGGUAAGCUUGACACAGCUGAAAACGGCCGCUGCCGCGUCCGUAAGGGAGUCUAAUCUGUCCGACGAUGAACCGUUGUACGAUGCGGUUGCAUCCGAUGAUGAUUACGCUGCAUUAGCUCCGGUAGCGCAACAGGCCCUCGUGAAUAAAUCACCACCAAGUGUCGUCUCGAAUGCCGAAGUCGAAACCCUUCGCCAGAAGCUGCAGGACCAAGAAUCAACCAUUAACGAGCUGCGCGUGCUGGUUCAGAAACUGACCAGUGAAAACUGUCAGCUAAAGUCGAACAUGGGCUCGAGAGAAUCCGAAGUUCUGCUACGAAUCGACAGUCACCCGAACGGUUCUACAGCAGCUGCAGAGGUCGAGGAACUGGAACCCGUCUCAGACGGUCGACAAUACUUCAAGCGUCCGGUAAGUAUGUAUGAGGCACGGCAGCUACCCCGAGACGAGAAUCGUCCGCCAAUCACGCAAAGCUUGUACUCAAUGGCACCGCUGGGUACCACCAGUGCCGUCAACGCUGCUGGUGGCGCCAGCACGAACAAUAGCGCUGGUUCAGAUUUGAACGCUACAACGACUAGAAGUGGUAGUCAGCCUCAGCUACCGCACUUCGAUGAGGUCAAAAAGAGAACCGAUCUAGUUGCUAGACGUAUCAAGGAACUGUUUGCUUCGUUGCAAGACCUAACCAAAACGGACGCAUUUGUACCGUGUGCCGAGCGAAUACGGGUGGCCGUAGCCGAACUGAUGGCCAUUUUUCCCGCCACAAUGCGAGAGGAAACACUUAAAAAUGCCCUGAAGCAGCUAACCUACAACACCAAUCUGAUUCAAACGGAAUGCACCCGUCUGCAACGUUCUUUUGCCGAGGAAGGUCAGCAACCGGUCCUGUCGGACAGCAUCAAAGUCAACAUGGAACAGGUACGAGGUUGUGCGUACGAUUUAGCUAUGUCGACCAAAAUUUUGAUCACACGUUUUCAACAAUCGUGAGUGAGUCGGUACCGCAGGGCUGGCAAUAACUUUUAAAACAGUGGAUGCAAGUGGCUCGAAUCGUACAUACAGUAAUUAUUCUGGCUUGCGAAAGCUAGUAGUAUUUUUCUACACCGACGCUCAACCGUCGACGCGAUGGGAGAUUGCCGAAUGUGCCAAAUUUUGUUUUUAGAGAAGUAUUUUGACUACAUUUUAUCGAGCAUAUUUAAAUGUCACAAGAACAAUAUUUUUAACACACAAUAACACCUUAGAAUGAAUAAUUUAUUUUCAAACUGUAUCGAAAUAGAUAGGAUUAACCGACUGAAUUUGUAGCAUAGCCUUGCAUCGGCUACGUUGGAACUUCAAAAAAUAUGUGACCAACUCUUUAUUUUAACUAACACCUUUUUAACGCCAAUAUAAUUAGCAUAAUCGUCUA
Topomyia yanbarensis is the source of this 2692-nucleotide messenger RNA. RefSeq names its product ARF GTPase-activating protein Git (gene Git). Bases 196 to 2277 code for a protein of 693 amino acids. Gene Ontology annotation, biological process: brain development; regulation of ARF protein signal transduction. Gene Ontology annotation, molecular function: GTPase activator activity; protein binding. The record is from RefSeq and is a predicted model, not a curated record. Lineage: Eukaryota; Metazoa; Arthropoda; Insecta; Diptera; Culicidae. The transcript is spliced from 6 exons.